GUAGGAGAGGGAAGAAGGAGAGAGGAGAGAGGGAGAGAGGGAAAAUAGAGGCGGAGAGGAAUGGAGAUCAUGUGGAGUAUCGGCGUAUCUUCGCUAAUUGUUUUAGACUGCCUGGCAGACCAGGAAGGGUGUCUGAUAUCAGGUCACGUGACCAUAUACUUUCCCAGUGGCCCUGAUGGGCUUAGAGACAGCCGAGGCGUGGCCACCAGUCCCACCAGCUACCACCAGAACCAGCACACCAUCAACAGCGCCAGCCCGACCCCACCACGGAAGUUCUCUUGCCCCACUGGCACUGAUUGAGUCACGUGGACUCUCCUCGCGCUCUAGGGCAUGUGCCCUAGCCCCCGCACGCCCAAUCUUCAAUCCUCGCACGCUCCCCACUCGCUGCCUCCGAAAAUUUCGUGAAAAAUUGCAGGCCAACCUCACCUAAAAAUUUUUAACGGAAAGUUCUUUAUACUUUUGCUUUGUAUAACCAACAGGAACAAAUCAAGAUGCCAUUAGUUGUCCAAGAAUCAGGUUCAUUCCAACACAUUUUACGGUAUGUUACAACCAACAGCAGCACGGCAAGAGACUGAUGGAUGGCGUUCAUGCUGGUCCUGUCAUCGUCCAACCCAAAUCGAAGUCAAGGGUCAAGUGGCCCAGAAUCACCAGAGAGCAACAGCACAGCCAGAGAGGAGUCACCAAAGAACUCACACAGUUUCAGCAUGGCAUUUCGUCCAGUCUCAGCCAGUUUCGUCCAGUCUUACUCAGGCAAUACUAACAGUCUAGUUUGUUGAACACCAACAUUGAUGGUAGAAUCAAGAUCAUGUACGCCUUGACCAAGAUCAGAGGUGUCGGUCGUAGAUACUC
Suhomyces tanzawaensis NRRL Y-17324 is the source of this 849-nucleotide messenger RNA. RefSeq lists its product as uncharacterized. The transcript has a single exon. NCBI's taxonomy places the organism in Eukaryota, Fungi, Ascomycota, Pichiomycetes, Serinales, Debaryomycetaceae. The record is from RefSeq and is a predicted model, not a curated record. The coding region runs from base 176 to 430 and encodes 84 amino acids.